CGCGAUGACCUAGUUCUACGUGCGCCUCGUUUUCAAACCAACAGAGUGAGGAUGCGCUCGGAGCGCCGUGAAUCCCACAAGAGAGCACCGCGGAUAUAGGAUUCCAGGCAGACCUUAGGAGGCAAGAGCUACAACCAAAAUAUUUUUACGCCCCUUCUACGCCUCCCACCCAUAUGCUACCCUGCGAUUGGAGCACAGACCGGCGGAUCCAAGCGGUGGAUGCCGGGUCCUUUGUGUGCCACCGGUGUAGCCGACCUGUGGUCCCUUUGCUGUCAUCCAUGCGCUACCAUCGGGCUCUCUAAACAGACCGCCCUUUCGAGCGACGUCAUUUUACAGUUUAGUAAGCGACGAAUUCAAACUGUGCACAGAUCUGUCCUCUCACAACACUGACAAGGUCAGCAUUCAAGGACUACGCUUGGAUACUUCUGCAAGAGUGAGCAGGGCCAAAGAUGCCACCCCCUGUAGGACCCCCAGCGGUGCCCCCGCCUGACGGAGGCUGGGGCUGGGCCGUCGUGGCCGGAUCCUUCAUCUCCAUCGGCUUCUCCUACGCCUUCCCCAAGGCCACCACCGUCUUCUUCAAGGACAUCCAGACCAUCUUCGACGCCUCCUACAGCCAGGUGGCGUGGAUCUCCUCCAUCAUGCUGGCUGUCAUGUACGCUGGAGGCCCCAUAAGCAGUAUAUUGGUGAACAAAUUUGGCUGCCGACCCAUCAUCAUAAUGGGAGGCAUGCUGUCUUCCUUCGCUAUGAUUCUGGCGUCCUUCUGUCAGACCGUCGUCCAGCUUUAUCUGUGUAUCGGCGUUCUGGGGGGUCUCGGCCUAGCCUUCAACCUGCAGCCUGCUCUGACCAUGAUCGGCAAGUACUUCUACAAGAAGCGGCCCAUCGCUAACGGCAUGGCCAUGGCGGGCAGCCCGGUGUUCCUCAGCACGCUGGCACCGCUCAACCAGUACCUCAUCAACUCCUUCGGCUGGCGCGGCAGCUUCCUCAUCCUCGGCGGGCUCCUGCUCAACUGCUGUGUGGCCGGGGCACUCAUGAGGCCCCUGAUGCCCCCACCCGGACAGAAGAAGAAAGACGAGGAGGCGCCGGUGCCCGCCGUCACCAGCACCGAGAAGGUGAGCUGCUUCCAGACGGUCAACAAGUACCUGGACCUGUCGCUGUUCAAGCACCGCGGCUUCCUCAUCUACCUGUCGGGCAACGUCAUCAUGUUUGUCGGCUUCUUUGCGCCCAUCGUCUUCCUGGCGCCGUACGCCAAGGACACGGGUGUGGACCAGUACUCGGCCGCCUUCCUGCUCUCCAUCCUGGCCUUCGUAGACAUGUUCGCGCGGCCCUCCAUGGGCCUGCUAGCCAACUCGCGCUGGGUGCGCCCGCGCAUCCAAUACUUCUUCAGCUUCGCUGUGCUCUACAACGGCGUGUGCCACAUCCUGUGUCCGUUUGCCGAGACCUACACAGGCAUGGUGGUGUACGCCAUCUUCUUUGGCUUUGCCUUCGGGAUGGUCAGUGCUGUGCUGUUCGAGACGCUCAUGGACCUGGUCGGGGCGCAGAGGUUCUCCAGUGCUGUCGGGCUCACCACCAUCGUGGAGUGCUGCCCAGUGCUGAUUGGACCACCUCUUGCUGGCAAACUGGUGGACGUCACCGGCAACUACAAGUACAUGUACUUCUGCUGUGGCGUGGUGGUGAUCUUUGCCAGCAUCUGGCUCUUCAUCGGCAACUUCAUCAACUACCGGCUGCUGGAAAAAGAGCGCAAGGAGGCGGAGAUGUACAAUCGUGCUGAGACAGAGGACCCUGAUCGCGACCACGACGCCAAGGAGGCUGAUGGGAAUGCCACUGCUUCGGAGCCGCUGUCAGACAAACCUGACGGUGCCAUGCAGCGCGAGACCAACAUUUAGACUGGUUGGUUAUUUCUGAUAUUUUUUUUUUUAUGAAGAGAUUUUUUUGAAGACCACCUUCAGCCACACACACACACACACACACACAAACCCCUCUUUCUCUCUUGCUCUAUCUCUCUGAACUGUGAUUAGGGGACAGUGUGUUGUGGGUGGGUCUGGCGCAAUGUAAAACUGCCAAAGCAACAAAGGAAGAAAACGUGUGACUGUGUCAGUAAUGCUGUUAUAUAAUUAUGCUGUUAGCUCUGUUAGGGACAGGGAACCAUUUUCACACAUUUUAACUUAUUUUAACAAGCGGAACUAGGGAAGUUCUUUUUUUGUUUUGAAUAGAAGGGUCAAAUUGUGUGAACUGAAGCAAUUCCUAGACUGAUUCCCAGAAUGAUUCGCAAAUACAGAUUCCUAGAAUGACUGACAUCGAUUCUCAGAUCGAUUCUCAGAUCGAUUCUCAGAUUAAUUACCUGAUCAACUCCCAGAUAUUGAUUGACUCAGGAAAAGAUCCGUUUCUGUCCAGAUCCUGUGCAUAUUUGGACCAGGGGUGAGUUUCUCAGAACCUUUGCAAUGCCCAUUCACCCAUUCAAUGCCCACCUGAAACAAACAUUUUAGAGCCUACAAACGUUUGUGCUUGUGUCUGGAUGUAGGACGGUUUCUCUGGGGGAACUUUAAAAACACAUGGAAACGUAAAAAUAUUUAGCAAAGUCUUUCUGAAAAAGCCUAAAACACUGGGAAACCCACACUAGGUCCAUUAUGGAGUCCUGCCAUUUCUGACUAUAUGUACUAUAGCUCCUUGAAUUAGUUUACACCACUAAUCUCACUGAGAACUAGCGAAGCAAGUCCUAAGUUCCUCUUUAACUACACUACAGGUUUUUGUAUUUUAAAACAGCAAAAGAAAUGGCUUAUGCAUCACUUUUCAUGUUCAGGACAGGGUAUAAGUUGAGCGCAGGGGAAAGGUGGGAGGACAAACUAAACCAGGAAAACUAAAAUAAGAAGAAUGUGGACUGGAGAGGAUAGACAUGCUCAGUGGCUUUUGUGUAUCGUAAAUAUGCUGCCCUUUCUUUGCACACUGUGUCCAGUGUGUGUGUGUGUGUGUGUGUGUGUGUGUGUGUGUGUGUGUGUGUGUGCGUGCGUGUGUGCGUGUGUGUGUAUAUGUGUGUGUGUGUGUGUAUGCUCUACUAAACGUAAUCUACCCCUCAUGCUGCACCUCUUGUAUGCUGCACUGUUGUAGCCUGCCAGUAGAUUCAGACAAAAGACACGUGGGGCCCUAAUUCAAAAUGGCGGGCAAGGUGCAAAAGUCUUAAGUGUAACUACAGCUAAUUUGGUAAUUAGGCAACAUCUAUUUGCUAAUUUAGUACUAUGAGCAAGAUCCCAAUAUGGAACAUCAGUGGAUCAGCUCAGUGGUCCCACACGCUACUCGACAGCUUUAGUUCAUUUAUGAGACACCUUUCUCAGUGAGUGACAUUGCUCUUUAUCCGCCAGUUUAGGGCCCAUGCAGUUCAAUCAGACUUCCCAAAAUGAAUGUAAAACACUGAAACGGCUGCAAAAGUAUGCAACAGUAUUCUUUCUGUAAGCCUUACACAGUUUAGAUGCAUUCCUGACCAAAUUCGUGUUCAUCCAAAUAACAUGCUUCAGUGGCACUCAUCUAAUAAUUUUAAGUCAUUUAUAUAUCAGUGAUUGCUUGUAGAGACCUAUUUGAGAAGCUUUAUGAGCAAUAUGUCGUCGUGGUAUAUGUGGUAGUCGUGUUCAUAAUUAACAUACAUACACUCACUUCCAUUGGAGUUGAUGGCUGAUCAAUGGUAAAUGGUCAUUCUUGAGAGUCAUGCAUGAAUUUAAACUUUCACUAAUGAUGCAUUGCCUUAAUUGUAAAUAAAGGAUAACCUGUGUUAUGUAUGCACUAUGAUAAACAGUAUACAGUAUAGCUGAUGUCAUAUACCUAACAAAUGAUGAAUUAUUUAAUAAGGGAUUGACCAAUUACCGUAUGGUGUCAAAAAUGACCUUUUGUUAUUAUGAUUAAGGGAUUGGUGUGUUUGUGUCUCUGAUAAGGGUUAAUUUGUUAUGCUGUACGUGAAUGCCAUCACCCAAUAAUGUACUUAAUAUUUUCAAAUACCUUCACAAAAUAUGUCAUCUUUUGUUGUGAACCAAAAAUGAAGAUGAGCUGAAAUGGUAUAGUCCAGUUUUUAGGGUUGUGUGCAUUAUUGACGUAAGAACAGGGGUGUCAGACAGGAAUGUAUGCAACUAAUAGAGCUUGAGAAUGGUUUGCAACCAAAUGUAUUUUUGUGCAAUAUUCCAUGCUGACCAUUUGAACCAUGCCAUCCAAGCCAUUAACCAUUACUUCAUGUUAUUACCCUUUUGCACUCUCAUUCAAUAGUUUGGAAUCUCCUGUUAUAAUACACUUUUUGCGUUAUCUAUUAUUUCAGCUUUGUAGAUCAGAAAACAGAAACUAUUAUAAAGCCAAGGUGACAAUAUUUUCCAUAGCAUUAAUGAACUCAUAGGUUACAUAAUCACUAAAUGAUAUGUCUUAAUCAAAGUACUGUACUUGCUUCUAGAUAUGAUCACCACUUGAAAUCACAUAGUGUUCUGGGUAGAUACUGUUGGGAGAAAUUUUUGGUUUGGUGCUUUUCAAAGUAGACUUUUAAUGUGUCCUUUAAGAGUCUCCUUGAAAUAUGACAGACUUUUAAUAUUGCUUUCUUUAAAUUACUUGAAACCUAUGAGCACUCUCAUCAUAUUAGCAACAUUGGUCAUGCCCAACCAUGAAUUUGUUGAAUAUAAGUUUGUAUAUUAAUGUGUAUGAAAAAAACCAAAAUUUAUGACUGGUGAUUCCAAACUUUUGACUGGUUGUGUGGCCAUAAAUGCAGUCCACUGUGAAGACACUGUGGACACCUUGAGUAGGCAAAGACUGACUAAACAUUUUACACCAGCUAAACCUCAGCUGUGUUGUGCACACCAGCAUCUUACACAGGUCUGUAGUAUUAAUGUGAUUAAUUAAUGCGAUUACAGUCAAUCAGUGUUUUAUUAUUUUGAUUUUUAUGAAUUUCAAACUUGAUCAUGCUGUCUGUGAUUCGGAUGCUGUUUAAUUGAAUGUCAGUUUUUCCCAGCAGGUAACAGUGCCCCCUAUAGGCAGUAGAGCAACACAGAGGGGGAAAAAACUAAUGAACAACAUUUAUUUUGUUGUUAUUA
This is a messenger RNA of Alosa sapidissima (American shad), 5051 nucleotides long. RefSeq lists its product as uncharacterized. NCBI's taxonomy places the organism in Eukaryota, Metazoa, Chordata, Actinopteri, Clupeiformes, Clupeidae. The transcript is spliced from 5 exons. Gene Ontology annotation, molecular function: monocarboxylic acid transmembrane transporter activity. The record is from RefSeq and is a predicted model, not a curated record. Gene Ontology annotation, cellular component: membrane. Gene Ontology annotation, biological process: transmembrane transport; monocarboxylic acid transport. Bases 450 to 1883 code for a protein of 477 amino acids.